UACACAUUCGAAAUCCUCAACUUUUUAUUUGGGCUAUUUCAAUAGUAGAACUCCACAUCAGCUAGAAUAACAGAAAAACAAGCAGAACGAACGGAAAGCGCAACGACAAGCUUGCCCAUUUAACCAAUAGAAAUAUGUCAGCGGCUGGAGUUGAUGCCGAGCCAAACGCUGCCGCUGCACAACAGCCACAGCCACAGCCGCCGUCACCAUCACCGUCACCGUCACCAACGGGCACAACAACUACAACGUCACCGAAGACAGCGGCGACGGCCACAACGAUACCAACAACAACCGUUAACGCAACGGCUACGGCUACGGCAACGGCAGCAACGGCAACGGCGACGGCGACACCAGCCGUGGCUGAAAUCGCCGCAUCCAGCAUACGCUCCGGCUUGGCUGAAUUGGAGCUGCGCUCCUCUCAAAUGCUGCAACGCCUGGAGAAUGUAAAAGCUUUGCCCGGCUCGCCGACCAAAGUGCUAAGCGAUUCGCCCGGCGACAACCAGAACCCCGGCGACAGCCAGUCGCUGCAGGAGGCGGAGCAAGAGCGUGUGCCGCGCACAUCAGCCGCCGAUUUGGUGCUGUCCACGCAGCUGCGCCAGGAGCAUCGUGUGCCCUCGGACAUACUGAAGUCGCUGGAACAGCUGGUUGCCUAUUCGGACAGCGAUGAUGAUCCAGAGUUUCCGCUGCCCGCCCUGGACGAUGUCUCCCAUUUAGCGCUCAUCUCGCACAGCAUCGUAGCCUAUCUGUCGCACCUGGAUCGUCAGCAUCUUUUGCGCGUGACGAACAGCAUCUCGGGCGACGCCACACGCUGGCUGGGCACCUUGUUCCACUUCAACAAUGCCGCCAGCAGCUUUCAUGCGGACAACGCCGAUGCCGUCCUGCGCACCGUGCGCCUAGCCAUUGUCGCUCGCUGUCCGGGCUACUUAGAGGGCGGCAUUCCGGCCUUGGCCCAGCCGUGCUUCUACAUUUCGGAGAAUACGACGCCGGUGCGUUUGCAGUAUGCUUGCCGCCAGCUGGGCAUAUCGCUGGAUGCCAUCAAGAUCAUACCGGAGGACAGUAAAUAUGGUACCCUGGAUCUGACGCAGCUGCAGAAGCAGGUGCAGCUGGACCUGUCUGCCAGUCGCACGCCGCUUCUGGUGGUCGCCGACAUCGGAGCCUCGCUCUGCGGCUAUGUGGACAAUCUGCAGAGACUGCGCGACGUCUGCAAGGCGCACAACAUGUGGCUCCAUGCCAGCGGCCAUGGCCUAGCCGCCCUCGUCUGCGCCCAGAGUCCGGGCAAUGUGCACGACGUGCUCCAUUCGAUGGCCCUCAAUUUGGGCAGCUGGCUGGGCGUGCCCAGUCUGCCCAUUGUGCUGCUCCAUCGACCGUUGCAGAAUAGCGCGCUGAGUGCCUUCGAAUCGGAUCCGAUCCUCUCCCGGCGACUCAACGCCCUCUCGCUGUGGACCAGCUUGCAGGCGCUCGGACGCAAAGCAAUUGCCGAACGGCUCCACGUCGCAUUCCAGACAUGCAGUAUUCUCUUUGAAAUCGCCUCCAAGUGCGAGGGCAUUCGUGUGCUGAGUCAUACGCCUGGUGCUCAAACGGGCGCCGCUCUGUCGGACAUCAUUAAUAGCGCGUUCGAUGUGAACGCCUUGUUCGAUGCAGCUGCUCCGGUGGUCGUCUAUCAGUUCGAUGGCAGCACAACCAUUCCAAUAACAUCGAGUGCUGAGCCAGCUGCCGCUGAGACGGGCCUGAAGCCACUGGAGAAGGUGAACAAUGCCUCCUACUUCGAUCGGCUGAACUCUUGGCUGGGUCAGAUACUACAGCGUGAUUGUCCCAAUUUUGAUUUUGAGGUCAUUGAGCAUCCGACGCAUGGCAGCUGCAUACGCUAUUGCCCGCUGGAGCUGGGUCUGGGCGAGCAGCCGCCCAGCUCGGAGAAUUUGGAGAGCUUUGCUCAAAGCCUGGAGGCUCAUGUGGAUAUAUUGCGGGCCACGAUCAAGCACAAGGCACGCUUUAUGCAUUUGGUUGAUCGCAGCGAGGUGCUUCGACUGGUGCCGCUGCCGGAGUGGGCGGGCAUGGGCGGUGUACGCUUCGUGCCCGAGGGCUGGGAGUCACUGCUAACGGAUCAGGCCAAGACAGAGCUGAACAAGCUGAACAUCGACCUGGUAGAGGCUCUCAAGUCAACGGACAAUGCCUUCUCGCUGGGCGAGGGCACCGAUGGCCUCAUCUGCGUGCGUUUCGGCAUGGUCACGCACGAGACGGAAGUGGAGGAGCUGCUGGAUCUGGUUGUCACCGUGGGCAAGAGCGUGCAGGAAAACUCACGCGUUCUCGACACCAUGUCGGAAAUCGUGAAGAAGGGCAUCGAGGCAGCUACAGCGGACCUGCAGCGCGAGUCCGAGGAGAAGCUGUGGCAAGAGGGCAUACUGCGCCACGUGCCGGUUGUGGGUCGCGUCUUCAACUGGUGGUCGCCGCCCGCCAAGGAGUCGGGCAUCAAGGGGCGCAGCCUCAACUUGACCCAGGGCGUCGUGGAGAGUACCGAGAACAUUUACAAAUAUCACAUGCAAAUGUCGGGCGAAACGGCUCACCAGCUGCCAGCAAAUCGCUCGCCGCCCACGCCCAUGAUACAGACGCCUGUGGUAUCCACGGCCACGUCGCCUAUAUUCCCAACCGUGGAGCCCGUGACAACGGAUGCGACCGAAAUGUCCCAAUCCCCCAAUGCUGUCCCAGCAGCAGCUACGAUGGGAACGGGAGCGGCAGUGGCACCGUCAGCUGGAGUGGCUGCCACAUCUCUGGCAAUAUCGGCAUCGGCCUCAGCGGCCGCUGCCGCAGCAGCAAUUGGCAACCAUGUGGAUCAUGCGCGCACUGUUAGCCAAAGCAGUGCCGGGUCGUCGUCGGUGCCGGAACUGGUGGCUGUCAAUAGUGCAAUUAACAAUAAAUAACUAAGCGACUUGGCCCAUUUGAUAAAAGCUUAUGAUGAUGAUAAUGAUAAUGAUAGAGAUGACUACAAUGAUGACGAUGAUGAUGAUUAUGAUGUUGAACAACAGGCUUGAGCAGCGCCCACUUAUGAUUACGCCGAAAAACAAAUGUUUCCAACCAGCAGACAUCAUAAUAAUAAUAACUUAAGCCUUAUGCAUACCUAACCAGAUGAAACCUUAAAACUUCUAACGCAAUUCUGUAAUUCCAAAGAGCCCGAACAGGCAUCCGACUGAUGGAUGAUGUUCCCCAUGCAAUUGCACCUUUGCUUCUAUGCAUUGCAGAUAGACAGACGCCCGACAACCAUGUCCAUCCCUCAACUAUCCAACUAUUGUAUUAUCAUUUAUCUAUUCCCACAUAUACAUAUAUAUAUACAGUAUAUAUACACAUAUAUUUUUAACCAAUUUAUUAUUCGUAUUUGACACAUUAUUUUUAACUUUGAUUUUGCAUCGCUGUCGUUGACGUUGUUGUUGUUGUUGUUGUUGCUCUCCGUUGGGCGUUUUGAAUUCCUUUUUCCGUUCUCCUUUCGUUUAUUUUCGUCUUUUCAAAUUAUUCAAAUACUUUUUUCUAUAUUCUUAUGUUGAUAAUUCCAAAGUUUAAUCAUUUGCAGCAUUCAAAUUUAUAAUUUGUUUAGGCGCUAAGUGAAAUCAAA
Messenger RNA from Drosophila hydei, 3601 nucleotides. Its product is annotated as pyridoxal-dependent decarboxylase domain-containing protein 1. Gene Ontology annotation, biological process: carboxylic acid metabolic process. The coding region runs from base 135 to 2915 and encodes 926 amino acids. Gene Ontology annotation, molecular function: carbon-carbon lyase activity; pyridoxal phosphate binding. The record is from RefSeq and is a predicted model, not a curated record. The transcript has 6 exons. Lineage: Eukaryota; Metazoa; Arthropoda; Insecta; Diptera; Drosophilidae. Gene Ontology annotation, cellular component: intracellular membrane-bounded organelle.